AUGACGGGUCCCCUCUUCUGUCUUCCAGCUUUAGAACCCCAGAGUAUCAACUGGCAGGUGACCUCCAACCGGCAGGCGCAUCGCACAGACAGGUUCUCCGGCCAGCAGCUCACCGUGCGCAGAGGCCAACCCUUCAGCUUCUCCAUGAUCUUGAACCGAAGUCUUGACAGUGGAGACAGUCUGGGCUUCAUAGCCUCCACAGGGCCCUACCCCUCAGAGUCGGCCAGGACAAAGGCUGUGUUUCCACUCUCCAGUGGGACAAGUCGUGGUGGCUGGAGCGCACAGCUCGUGUCCAACAAGGACAACGUUCUGACCAUCUCCAUCUCUAGUCCUGCCAAUGCGCCCAUCGGAUGGUACACGCUGAGCACCCAGAUCUCCUCCCAAGGCAAUGACUUCGUUCAGAAACUUGGGACGUUCAUACUGCUCUUUAACCCCUGGGUGCAAGAGGAUGGUGUCUUUAUGAGCAACCACGCGGAGAGAGAGGAGUACGUUCAGGAAGAUGCCGGCAUCAUCUAUGUGGGGAGCACAAAUCGAAUUGGCAUGGUCGGCUGGAACUUCGGGCAGUUUGAAGAAGGCAUCCUGGACAUUUGCCUCUCAAUCCUGGAUCACAGCCUGAAUUUCCGUCGGGACCCUGCUACCGAUGUGGCCCGCAGAAGCGACCCCAAAUACGUCGGCCGAGUGCUGAGUGCCAUGGUCAACGGCAAUGAUGACAACGGUGUGAUCUCUGGGAAUUGGAGCGGCAGCUACACGGGUGGCCGGGACCCACGGAACUGGAAUGGCAGCGUGGAGAUCCUCAAGGAGUGGAAAAGGUCUGGCUUCAGGCCAGUCCGAUAUGGCCAGUGCUGGGUCUUUGCUGGGACCCUCAACACAGUGCUGCGGUCUUUCGGGAUUCCCUCCCGGGUGGUCACCAACUUCAACUCGGCUCAUGACACAGACCGAAACCUCAGUGUGGACGUGUACUAUGACGCCUAUGGGAGACCCAUGGACAAGGGCAGUGAUAGCGUGUGGAAUUUCCACGUCUGGAACGAAGGCUGGUUUGUGCGGACUGACCUGGGCCCCUCGUACAGUGGAUGGCAGGUCCUGGACGCCACCCCCCAGGAGAGGAGCCAAGGGGUGUUCCAGUGCGGCCCCGCUUCGGUGACCGCCGUGCGAGAGGGUGACGUGAACCUGGACUUCGACAUGCCCUUCGUCUUCGCGGAGGUGAACGCCGACCGCAUCACCUGGAUCCACGACGCCCGCAACAACACCCAGAAGCAGAAUUCCACAGACGCCCGCAGCAUCGGCAGGUACAUCAGCACCAAGGCCGUGGGCAGCAACUCUCGCAUGGACAUCACAGAGAAGUACAAGUAUCCAGAAGGUUCCAGCGAGGAGAGACAAGUGUUUGAGAAGGCUUUGGGGAAACUUAAACCCCGCAUGGCUUUUGGUGCCACGUCUGCGAGACACUUGGAAAGAGAGGGGAGGGAGCCCAGCAUCUCUGGGAAGUUCAAGGUCACUGGCAUCCUGGAGGUGGGCAAAGAAGUGAACAUGGCCCUGAUACUCAAAAACCUGACGAGCGACAUGAAGACGGUGACCGUGAACAUGACGGCCUGGACCAUCGUCUACAACGGCACACUGGUACACGAAGUGUGGAAGGACUCUGUCACAAUAUCCCUGGAUCCCGAAGAAGAAAUACAGCAUCCCGUGAAGAUCACAUACGCUCAGUACGAGAAGUACCUGAAGGCAGACAACAUGAUCCGGACCACCGCCGUGUGCCAGGUCUCCGACGAGGCAGAGGUGGUGGUAGAAAGGGACAUCAUCCUGGACAACCCCAGCCUGACCCUGGAGGUGCUGGGCCCAGCCAUGGUAGGGGUGGCGGUUGUGGUGAAAGUGACGGUGGUCAACCCCCUCCUGGAGACAGUGGAGGAUUGUAUGCUGAUGGUGGAGGGCAGUGGCCUUCUCCAGGGACAGCUCAGCAUUGAUGUGCCCAGCCUGGAGCCUCAGGAGAGGGCCUCGGUCCAGUUCAACAUCACCCCCUCCAAGAGUGGCCCAAGGCAGCUGCAGGUGGACCUCGUCAGCCCCUACUUCCCAGACAUCAAAGGCUUUGUGAUCAUCCACGUGGCCACAGCCAAGUGA
Messenger RNA from Puma concolor (puma), 2112 nucleotides. NCBI's taxonomy places the organism in Eukaryota, Metazoa, Chordata, Mammalia, Carnivora, Felidae. The record is from RefSeq and is a predicted model, not a curated record.